Parastagonospora nodorum SN15 is the source of this 630-nucleotide messenger RNA. RefSeq lists its product as hypothetical. Gene Ontology annotation, biological process: glycyl-tRNA aminoacylation. Gene Ontology annotation, molecular function: ATP binding; acyltransferase activity, transferring groups other than amino-acyl groups; glycine-tRNA ligase activity. Lineage: Eukaryota; Fungi; Ascomycota; Dothideomycetes; Pleosporales; Phaeosphaeriaceae. The record is from RefSeq and is a predicted model, not a curated record. The coding region runs from base 1 to 630 and encodes 209 amino acids. The transcript has a single exon. Gene Ontology annotation, cellular component: cytoplasm.
AUGCUCCCACCCUCAAUCCCAACCCCGCGCCUCACUCUCCUCCGCCUAACAGACACAACGCCCGGCUCCCAGCACAUCCGCCUCUACCACGAAAACUGGUCCGACCCGGACGCCACAGCCUGGAGCAUGCUUGGCGCCACCUCCAGCCUCUCCGAAAGCCGAGACCGCCUAAUCAACUCCCUAGCCACGACGGAUAUCUACUUCUACUCUAUCUUCGUGAAUCAAGAUGGUAGUGACUCGGAUGACCUCGGCGAACACAUCGGCAGUGUCAGUCUGCGGCGCCCAACGCCUGCGUUCACACUGCCGGUGCCAGGGGACGUAGUUGAGAGCGGAAAAGAGGUCGAUGUGAGAAUGCUGGGGUACGCGCUGUUUAAGAAAGGCUGGGGGAAAGGGUAUGCGACGGAAGCUGGUAGGGCGCUGCUGGACGCAUAUGCGGCAUGCGUCGCGGAGGAAAAGGCGCUGGGAAAGAAAUUAUUCUGGGUCGAAGCUUGUGUGGACGAAGGGAAUCCGGGAAGUCAAGCGGUGGUGAGGAAACUGGGAUUCAGAGAGUGUGGGUGGAAUGAGGUGCCGAGGUUUUGGUUGAAUGGGGAGUGGAGGACGGGGUGUUGGGCGUAUGGGAUGGAAGUAUAA